AUGACAUCUGAAAAACCAAUCGAUGUGGUCGCAAAAAAGGCAGACAAGAAAGACACGCCGGACGAAAACUCAGAUACCAAAGUCGAUAAACAACAAGAAUAUUUAAAGCGUUCCCAUGAGUUGAUGCACCUAGUUUACGAGUUACCAGUGGAGAUAGAAACUUCAGUUCAGUUAGUAGACAUUGAUCCAAGUAUCAACGAAAACAACAAUAUGCUGAAAGAAAACCCACCGAUGACUAUAGUCGAGAUUACGGAACAGAAUGGUUGUGAAACAGAUUUAGAUAGUGCGAGAUGUGAUAGUGAUUACUUUAAAGAGUCUAGUCUAAAUGAUUUAGGCAAUAAGGUCGUAUACGACGUGUUAGCUACUAAUGAACUGAUCAUGCAAUGUGCUGAUGAAUUCAAAGAGGUGAUUGAUAGGGCUUCACCAGAUGACACAACUGAUGAAGACUUGUUAGAGCUUGAAAAUAUUUUGAAAACCAAGCCAAAGUUACUGGAUCGUUAUAUAAGAGAGUGCGCUUCAGUAGAUGAAGUAAAUAGACUUCAUAACUUGACUUCAUGUGGUCCUUUGUCUCCCAGACCACGGCAUGAAGCGCGAAGUACGUCGGUUACAUCUGACCUGUUUCAACUUUGGUUGUCUUCAUCACCAGUCAAGAGAUCACGGUCUCCAAGCAGUUCAGCACAAAGGCAGCUCGAUGAAGCGGAUCUGUUUAUGGACCUCAUCAAAGAUGUCGCCAACGAAUUGGAUAUCGAUGUACUUUGCCAUAAGAUCCUCGUGAACGUCUGUCUCUUAACUGCAGCUGAUAGAGGCAGUCUGUUCUUGGCGAAAGGUACGCCGCCGAAUAGAUAUCUACAAGCUAAGCUAUUUGACGUGACCAGAGAUACAGACCUCUACGACGCGCUACGUAUAGCAAGGACACAGGAGAUAAAAAUUAACUUCGGAGUAGGAGUCGCAGGAUUGGCCGCCCAGACUAAGCAUCCCAUCAACAUCAAAAACGCUUAUGCUGAUCCACGGUUCAACAGUGAAAUCGACGCGCGAACAGGAUAUAAAACUGAGUUGAUUUUGUGUAUGCCGAUUUGUAACUGCGAAGGAGAUGUGGUUGGAGUUGCACAGAUUAUAAAUAAAACAGACGGAUCAAAAGAGUUCUCGCCGCGUGACGUUGAAGUGUUCCGACGAUAUCUAACAUUUUGUGGUAUCGGCAUUCAAAAUGCUCAGUUGUUUGAAUCGUCAGUACUGGAAUACAAAAGAAAUCAAAUUCUCUUAGCUUUGGCGAGAAGUAUAUUUGAAGAGCAGAGUAACUUAGAAUGCUUAGUGACGAAGAUUAUGACAGAAGCUCGAGAACUGCUCAAAUGUGAGAGGUGCGCUGUUUUCAUUUUGGAUACAGAUCACUGUGAAUCGAGUCAUUUAGAGCGUAUAGUGCAAAGGCCGGGCGGUAGACCUAGUGGGGCCCCCGCUUUGCCUCCACCAGCACCAACCCGCUUCCACACAUUGUUCGAGUUAGGAGCCCAGCACUCCCGAACUACUCUCACACCACGACAUGAUAAUAAGUCUACUCUUGCGUGUAUCGCGCUUGCUGUAGCACAAUCCAACAAAGCCCUUAACAUAUCUGAUGUGGACGAUUGGCGCAAAGAGAAUGGCAUGGUCGUAGACGACAGCGUUACAGACGAUGCGGCGAACGUCCGUACAAUGUUAUGUAUGCCGAUAGUCAAUGCUAAUAAGGACGUUAUUGGCGUGGCACAACUAAUAAAUAAGGAGAACGGAUCUCAGUUCACUGAUGGCGAUAUUUCAAUAUUUGAAGCUUUCGCAAUAUUUUGUGGUCUUGGGAUCCAUAAUACGCAAAUGUACGAAAAUGCGUGCAAGUUGAUGGCCAAGCAAAAGGUAGCGCUAGAAUGUCUGUCGUACCAUGCAACGGCGUCAACUGAAGACACGAGUAAAUUAUGCCAAGAGGUCAUACCGUCGGCCGAGGUGUAUAAUUUAUAUAGUUUUAAGUUUCACGAUUUCGAUUUAUCUGACGAAGACACGUGUAGAGCGACGCUUCGAAUGUUUUUACAGUGUAAUCUAGUCGAGAAAUUCCAUAUACCUUACGAUGUUCUUUGCCGAUGGAUUUUAUCAGUCAAAAAGAACUACCGUCCAGUGAAAUACCAUAAUUGGCGACACGCUCUAAACGUAGCCCAAACAAUGUUUGCGAUGUUGAAAACUGGCAAAAUGGAACGAUUUAUGUCGGAUUUGGAAAUUCUUGGUCUUCUCGUAGCUUGUUUAUGCCAUGAUUUAGACCAUAGAGGGACUAAUAACGCUUUCCAAACAAAAACAGAGAGCCCACUAGCCAUUUUGUAUUCGACGUCGACGAUGGAACAUCACCAUUUCGAUCAAUGUGUCAUGAUUUUGAAUAGCGAAAGCAAUAAUAUAUUUCAGGCGCUCUCCCCAUGCGAUUAUAAGGAUGUAAUGCGUGUUGUGGAAACGGCGAUAUUGUCCACAGACCUAGCAAUGUACUUCAAGAAGAAAUCCAAAUUCCUAGAGUUGGUUGAAAAUGGCGAAUUCGAUUGGCAAAGUCAGGAAAAGAAGGAAUUGUUAUGCGGUAUGAUGAUGACGGCGUGCGACGUGUCCGCCAUCGCCAAGCCCUGGGAGGUUCAGCACAAAGUGGCCAAACUGGUUGCUGACGAGUUCUUCGACCAGGGUGACUUGGAGAAGUUACAGCUCAACCAACAGCCUAUUGCUAUGAUGGACAGAGAGAAAAAAGACGAGUUACCCCAAAUGCAAGUGGGUUUCAUAGAUAUGAUCUGCCUGCCUUUAUACAAAGUACUCUCAGACACAUUCCCUUGGAUACAGCCAUUGUAUACCGGGACUAUGGAAAAUAGGCAGAGGUGGCAAGAUUUAGCUGAAAAAGUCGAAAUGGGAUUGACAUGGAUAGACCAUGACACUAUUGAUAAGCCAAUUGAAGAGUUCACAGCAUCGAACGAGCCAAUAAAAGACGUAGAGUUAACAGUAACUACACUGAACUGCGCACGUCCCGUGUCAGACAGUAUGGCGCUGGUCAAACCGAUCAAGACAUCCUUCCAUUCAUUGCGACGAGGCAAAAGUGGCAAUUUCAAUAGACCGGCUCGAAGUAAACUUACUAGAUCCCUCUACGCGCCAAGCACACGCGAAGAGACGAGGGAGACGGAACCGCCUCCCGUGCACAAGACAUCUAAACAUAAGGGGCGGUUAUGCCAUAUGUUG
Molecule: messenger RNA, 3213 nt
Organism: Brenthis ino (lesser marbled fritillary)
Lineage: Eukaryota; Metazoa; Arthropoda; Insecta; Lepidoptera; Nymphalidae
Source: the annotation of a GenBank genome assembly